AUGUCUCAAUUCAAACUCGUGUCCUCUACAAAAGCUUCCGAUGUGAUACCGGUAAAUAAAUAUGUGUCCAAUAAAACUGGACUAACUGUAAUAAUAGCUAAUGUGGAGGGGCCUACGGUUAAUGGAUUCUUCUGCCUUGCUACUGAAGCGCACGACGACGAUGGACUGCCUCACACUUUGGAACAUCUCAUCUUCUUGGGUUCCGAGCGUUAUCCAUACAAGGGCAUCCUCGAUUUAUUGGCCAAUAGAUGUAUGGCACACGGGACAAAUGCCUGGACAGAUACUGAUCAUACAUGCUACACUAUUGAUACAGCUGGCGAUGCUGGAAUGUUAACACUGCUUCCAAUAUACCUUGAUCAUAUUUUGAGACCCACUUUAACUGAUCAGGGCUUCACUACAGAGGUGCAUCAUAUAGAUGGAGAUGGUGAAGACGCUGGAGUUGUAUAUUGUGAGAUGCAGGGUAGAGAAAACUCGGCAGAUAGCAGAUGUGAGUUAAGAUUGCAGCGUGCAAUGUAUCCAGAUAGUGGUUAUUCCUCGGAAACUGGAGGUAUAAUGAAGAAUUUGAGAGAAUCUACAAAUAACACAAAGGUCAGAGACUUCCACAAGAAAUUCUACAGGCCUGAAAACUUGACAAUAAUCCUAACGGGUCAAAUAGAAGCGGAAGAUGUAUUCAAGGCGUUGUCUAUUGUCGAGGAUGACAUCAUUGCACAGAGAGAAAAGGCAGCUAAUGAAGAGUGGAUAAAACCAUGGCAAACCAUUCCCCCACCUCCACGAUAUGGAGUAUUGAAGGAGCAAUGGCCUGCUGAUACUGAGGACUGUGGUCAGGUUUUAUUCGGUUGGCGCGGCCCGUUGCUGACAGAAUCAUCUGCUAUAAAGGAUCUCACAGGAUGUGCGGUUCUGUUGCGCUAUCUGUGCGAUACCGCAGCUGCUCCACUACAGCGAUGCCUUGUUGAGCGUGAGGACGCACUAGCUGGAGAUGUCUCAUAUAACCUCACAGAGAACAUAGCCUCGUUAAUCAAGAUAGAAUUAGACAAUGUGCCGAUGGAUAAAUUGGAAGUCGCGCGAACGCAAGCUCAGGCGUGCAUAAGUAGUCUAACAGAAGGCGGUGAAGUGAUAGACAUGGAGAGAAUGAAAAGGUUACUGAGGAAGCAGCUGAGGGAAAGUAUCGCCAGUUUGGAGUCGGAUCCACAUCACGCAGUUGCUUUUAGGUGCAUUGGAGAUGCUCUGUAUUCGCAAAGUGAUGAAGAUUUCCGACUAAGAAUGAACCCGCAAGUGACUAUACAUGAACUGCUGGGAGAGACAUCCGAGUAUUGGUUGGGUUUGCUAAAGACAUACUUCACUAAUGACGUCAUCAUCGUUAUUGGGUCACCCAGUAUCGAGCUGCAAGCAAAAAUGGCUGAAGAAGAAAAGAAGCGCCUAGAAGAACAGAGAAUUAAGCUAGGGGAGAGUGGGUUAGCGCAGAAAGCUAAAGAAUUAGAACAGGCUAUGGAAUUUAAUGAGCGCCCUCCACCCCCUGGCACCUUGGCAUCUGUUCCUGUGCCAUCAUGUGACAAUCUGAAGUGCCAUAACUUGUCUACUUGGGCAACGGAUACUGAACCCUGCCCAUACUUUGAACUCAAAGAUGUUCCUCUAUACACAAGAGUACACAGUUUGAAGACUAACUUUGUUUAUAUAAAUAUUAUCCUAGACACAUCGGAUAUUGAUCAAAACACUCGAAAGUGGCUCCCUCUACAUCUAGAUGCGCUGGCGGAGUGCCCAGUUCGUCGAGGUGACGAACUAAUUCCGCACGAAGACGUUAUUUCUACUACUGAGCGUCUAACCGUUACGUUUAGUAAUAAUAUUGGGUUUGGGAAGCCGGGGAACUUUUCUGUGGGCCUGUUUGGAAACUUCGUUCACAUCGAGACAAGAUGUGAACCAUCAGAUUACAUUGAAGUUGUCAAUCACUUGUACGAAGUAUUGUACGCAGCCGAAUUGACCAAGGAAAGACUGCUGGUGUUUGCUCAAAGAUUGAUAAAUGAUGUUUCACAGGUACGUCGAGCUGGCCACAAAAUGGUGUAUGAUAUCCUUCGAGACUCGCUCUACAGUAAGGAUAGCAACAUGCACUGGUCUUCGGUUCUCCGGCAGCAGAAAUUCCUCAAAGAGCUGAUAGAACAGCUGAACGCUGGUGGGGAUUCAGCACAGAAUGCCCUCGCUGAGGCCAAGAAGACCAUGGCGAAUAUUACAGCCAAACCGUGGCUGCAUAUCGCAAGUGAUUUGGAAAGAUAUAAACUUAGUACGGAACCGUGGAAGCAAUUUGAAAGAGCGAACGAAAUUGUACCGGUUGCACCGAAGUUAUACUAUGAUUCAGAGCUAAUGUCGGGGUGGGGUGACGGCUUUGUGGUGGGAGUAGGCGGGGUAGAAAGCUCUUUCUUAGCUCAGCUGAGCCCGGGCCCUUCUGGUUACUCGCUGCCCGACGCGCCCUUGGCUGUAGCUCUCAACUAUUUUACUCAGCUUGAGGGUCCGAUGUGGCGAGAGAUCCGCGGUGGCGGUCUGUCCUACGGGUACGCGGUGCGCACUGCACCUAACGAAGCCAGUUUAUUAUUGUCGUUGUAUAGAGCGACGAAUACGCUAGCCGCUUACAAUAAGGCUAAGUCUAUAUUGGAGGAUUAUUUAUCCAGCGGCAAGUUUGACGAGGAAUUAUUCGCAAGUGCAAAGAGCACUGCACUGUUUGAAGUUGUUGAGAACGAGAAGUGUCCAGCUGAUGUCGUUAAACAGUCGCUCACUAACUACAUCAAGAGGGUGGGGCCGAAAUACAACAGAGAAUUAACGUGCGCAAUAGCAGCUGUGACUCCAGAACAAGCGCACGAGGCUGCUGCACGCUGGCUGCCAUCUCUGUUUGACUCGAAGAAAAGCAAACUGGCUAUUGUUUGUCAUCCAAGUAAAACCAAGGAGAUGCAGGCUAGUUUCGAAAAAAUAAAUAUCAAAUUGGAAGCAUUCGAAUCAAUGGAGGCAUCUCAUUUUAAUAAAUAA
Leptosia nina is the source of this 3009-nucleotide messenger RNA. The record is from the annotation of a GenBank genome assembly. Lineage: Eukaryota; Metazoa; Arthropoda; Insecta; Lepidoptera; Pieridae.